Messenger RNA from Lycium barbarum (goji berry), 2115 nucleotides. RefSeq lists its product as uncharacterized. The record is from RefSeq and is a predicted model, not a curated record. NCBI's taxonomy places the organism in Eukaryota, Viridiplantae, Streptophyta, Magnoliopsida, Solanales, Solanaceae. Bases 1 to 2115 code for a protein of 704 amino acids. The transcript is spliced from 6 exons.
AUGGUAACUCUAAAGGGCAAGCACUUAGAGUUAUUCCAUACAGAGCAGCAAAAGAUGAACAAGAUCAUGUUUGUCACCUUGGUCUAUGCAAAGUGUGAUGCAAUAGCAAGAUUAGCUUUGUGGAAUAGUCUUUAUGUUCUAGCUGAUGGGAUGGUAGCUCCAUGGCUGAUAGGGGCUGGUUUUAAAGGAAGCCCUUUCACUUGGUGGAAUGGAAGAUCUGAUGGGCAGUGUAUCUUCAAAAGGCUUGAUGGAAUGUUAUAUAAUAAUUUGAUGCAGCAAUGGUAUGGUCUCAUUGAAGUGGACCAUCUUGCUAGGACUGGAUUUGACCAUGCUCCUUUGUUGUUAUCCUGUAAUGAACAACAACAUCAAUUUAUUAGGCCUUUCAAAUUUCUGAAGUUUUGGGUAGAUCAUGAAUCUUUCCAAUCAGUUGUAACUCAGAACUGGCAUGCAGAAGCGGAAAGGGAGGUUUUCUUAUCUUUUAAAAAGAAAGUGAAUAAAAUUAAUGUUGUUUUAUCAGCAUUGAGCAGGCAUGUGUUUGGGGACAUAUUCAAGCAGUUGACUAUUAGAAAGAACAUUGUGAGAAUUAAAGAACAGUUGUUUGAAGAGUCUCCUACUGAAGUUAAUAGAAUGUUGUUACAAAGAGCACAAGCUGAACUUAAGAGAUACUUGUACUAUGAAGAGGAGUUUUGGAGACAAAUUCUAGCUAUGAUUGCUUUGUUGAGGGGGAUAGAAACACUAGAUUUUUUUCACAAUAUUGUCAAUGGUAGGAGGAAAAGAACUCUGAUUAGGAGGAUUCAAAAUGCUGAUGGUAACUGGACAGAAAGUGUUAAUGAGAUAGCUGAUGAGGCCAUCUCCUUUUAUCAGAAGAAAUUCAGUCAGGAUUCAAUGCAGAACUUUCAAUCCGAAAUGGCUAUAUUGGAUCAUAUUCCUAGUAUGAUUUCACAGGAGGAAAAUGCACACAUUGUUGCUAUCCCAACUAUGGAAGAGGUUAAACAAGCUGUGUUUGAAUUAUCAGGGGAUAGUGCUAGUGGUCCUGUUACACCCCGUAGUUUCUCUAUUACUCAUACAAACUUGGUUUUGUUGCCUAAGAAGAAUGAAGUGGAAAGCUUUUCUGACAUGAGGCUUAUUAGCCUUAGUAACUUUAUCAAUAAAGUUAUCUCUAGAGUGGUUCAUAACAAAUUGGAGAAGGCCCUACCUAGAUUGAUAUCUGCCAAUCAAUCAGGUUUGGUAAAGGGCAGAAAUAUCAUUGAGAAUGUUUUACUAACCCAAGAGAUUGUUUCUGAUAUAAGGUUAAGAGAUGACACCUUAGUUUUUGCUUCAGCUGAUGCAAAAUCAUUGGAGCUAAUUAUGGAUACUUUGAAGGCUUAUGAAGACAACUCUGGUCAGUUGAUUAAUAAGAGAAAAAGUUCUUUCUACAUGCAUUCUAAGGUCUGCAAUGUAUUACUGCAGCAAGUUGAGAAGCUCACUGGAGGCAAGGCAAUAUUGAUCAAGAGUGUGCUUCAGAGUGUUCCUAUCCAUAUUCUAUUAGCUAUAAGGCCUCCAAAGUGUGUGAUCAAGGAGAUUCAUCAGAUUUUUGCUAAGUUUUUCUGGUCUAGUAAAGAGGAUGUAAAGUCUAGACAUUGGGCUGCCUGGUUAAAGAUAUGUUUUCCAGUUGAAGAAAGUGGAUUAGGAUUCAGGUCCCUUUUUGAUAUAGCAAAGGCUUUGAAUGUUAAACUAUGGUGGAGAUUCAGGACUUCCAACUCUCUUUGGGAAAACUUCCUUUGGAAUAAAUACUGCAAAAAGCAGUAUCCACAAUAUGUUACAUGGAAAGGAGGAUCUCAAGUAUGGCAAAUGGUGUUAGAAGCUAGAGAUAACAUUGAACAAGAGAUCUGGUGGGAAACACAUAGUGGUACUGCUAACAUCUGGUAUGAUAACUGGACUAAAUUAGGAGCAUUACACUAUAUUGUUCCUAAUGACUUCAUUAGUGAUGACAGUAUAGAGGAUGUGAGUCACUUUAUUACUGAAGAUGGAUGGAAUGAGGAAUUGAUGCAUCAUUAUUUACCUGAGGAGAUUGCUAGUCAUGUUGUAAAGGAGUUGAAAGUCCAUAUUGAAGAAGGUCAAUGGGACAAGCCCUAG